Cylas formicarius (sweet potato weevil) is the source of this 5526-nucleotide messenger RNA. Its product is annotated as signal-induced proliferation-associated 1-like protein 1. The record is from RefSeq and is a predicted model, not a curated record. NCBI's taxonomy places the organism in Eukaryota, Metazoa, Arthropoda, Insecta, Coleoptera, Brentidae. Gene Ontology annotation, molecular function: GTPase activator activity; protein binding. Gene Ontology annotation, cellular component: cytoplasm. Gene Ontology annotation, biological process: regulation of small GTPase mediated signal transduction; activation of GTPase activity. Bases 345 to 4613 code for a protein of 1422 amino acids. The transcript has 15 exons.
CUGUGCGGGUAGUCACAGCGGUUUGCAAUUGUUUUUUUUUGUCGCUUUAGUUUUUAGUUUGGGAUGUUUGAGUGAACAGUAUGACGUAGACUUUGUUUAUAUUUUGCCAGGAUUUGUUUUGACGUGGAGGCGUGAUUUUUUUCAGUUCUGUGUUUUCAUUCGUGUUUAUUUUUGGAAAUUUUUAAAGCCAGGUAGUGUUCCUGUUCCUGGUUAUAAAGGUUACAUUCCGUGCACUUCAAUUUUGAUCGGAUUGUCUCUUCCGUAGAGGAUCAAAAGGCUUAAAAGUGACGUUGUUUUGUGUGCCUCGACAAAAAAGGUCAUCUCAGAACGAAGGUCGUGAUGGGAUGAUCGGAUUGCAAGAGUGCGGACCCGCGCCGCCGAGGGCGCCAUUGUCGGCGAGCAGGGCCCGCGAGAGGACUGCUCAGGCCGUAGACUACUACAAUACUCAUGUUCACAGAGCGUGGGCGAACGCCGGUCUAUCGACAUCCAGAUCAUCGUUCAACGACCGGCAUCAUCAUCACGCCGGAUCAAGAAGAGGAGUUGGUAACUUGGGACCGGAACAACUGUGCAGGAGCAAUUCUAGCUUGGAAUUGUUGGAUCAGAACGGACGACCAUUCAAGUCGAGCAGUCCCACGUUGAAGCGGGAGUACGGCAGCCACGGAUCUAUCGACGUAAUCGAUAGGCCCCCGGGAGUACCCGCCAAGAAUGAGUUCUUUGAGAUGCUCCAGGACUACCGACCGGCGGUAUUAGUAGGAACGGAUCAGAGAAGCCCCGGACCAUCGGAAUACCUUCGCGGAAAGGUAGAUUCGGAAGUGGAUCCCUGUCAAGAAGAUACGGGUUCAAACAAUCACGGCAACUACCCGCAAAGCCCAAAACUGAGAUCGAAACUAACUCGAUUUUGGAGCAACGGGAAUGUCCCCAACGGUAUGAACAACAGUUGCACGGGAAAAAGUAACCAGAGGCAAACCAUGGACGACAGUGCCGUGAGCACGUCUUCCUCGAGCGUCAUACUGUCCCAAGAAGCGGAGGAGAUUUCGAGACGAAGGGCGUUUGCCCACUACGACUGCCAAUCAUUGACAACGAAUCUAAAUUAUUCGGUGAGAUUGAGAAGGAAUCUGUUGGCGAAACGGAGAAACACCACCACCGGAGCGUCGGCUGCAUCGAUGAUAAUUAGGUCAACAACGCCGGAUGGUGAUGGUGAAGACGAUUGCGGUGACGGUCAAAGCAACGAAUUAGUGAAAAGCUGUCCGUUCUUCAGGAACGAAAUUGGCGGCGAAGAAGAACGGGUAGUCAGCCUUACCCGACUUCAAAGCGGCCACCAUCACCGGAAACCGCUGCAUAGGCCGCCCCUGGCCUAUGGAGUAGCCGUUUUGGAAUUUCCGACGGGCGAGACCCACUGGCGGCAUUCGACGUGUCCUUACCAAAGGCUGCCCAGGCCAAUAGAAAACGUGGACCAGGGCGCGUUGUAUUAUAGAAAGUAUUUUUAUGGACAAGAACACCAGAAUUGGUUCGGUAUGGAUGAACAACUUGGACCGGUAGCGAUAUCGAUAAAACGAGAAAAAGUUAUUCAUCCCGAGAAUCAGUUGACCACCACCCUUACUCAGUAUCAGUAUCGGCUGGUGGUCCGUACGUCCGAACUUUUAACAUUAAGGGGGUCGGUUCUCGAGGACGCCAUCCCCAAUAUUAAACCAUCGAACAAUCCAAAAACAUUAAACACCAAAGAAGUGCUGGAGUAUGUGGCCCCGGAAAUACAAUUAAGUUCUCUACGAUUAGGCGUUCAGGACAAGCAAGUUCCUGAGCAAUUGCUCAAACUGGAUGAACAAGGCUUGACGAAUCAUUACAAAGUUGGCAUAAUGUAUUGCAAAGCGGGACAGUCGACGGAGGAAGAGAUGUACAACAAUGAAGACGCGGGGCCUGCUUUUCUCGAGUUUUUGGAAACGAUAGGCAAGAAGGUGCGACUAAACGGGUUCGACAAAUACAAAGCGGGACUCGACAAUAAAUCGGAUUCGACGGGUCAUUAUUCGGUCUACGCGCAAUACCAGGAGUGCGAAAUAAUGUUUCACGUGUCUACGAUGCUCCCAUUUACGCCGAACAAUCGUCAGCAGCUCUUGAGAAAACGUCACAUCGGUAACGACAUUGUUACCAUCGUUUUUCAAGAGCCGGGCGCCCUGCCCUUCACCCCCAAAGGGAUUCGAUCCCAGUUUCAACAUGUGUUCGUUGUGGUGAACGCGAUCAACCCUUGCACCGAAAACACUCACUACAAGGUGGCGGUCUCGCGUUCGAAAGAUGUCGAGGUGUUUGGUCCGCCGAUUAAAGAGGGCGCCAUCUUUCCAAAGGGCAAGGCUUUCGCCGAAUUCCUGCUGGCGAAGGUGGUUAACGCGGAGAACGCCGCCCACAGAUCGGAAAAAUUUGUUACUAUGGCUACCAGAACGAGGCAGGAGUAUUUAAAAGAUUUGGUCACGCAUUAUUCCGCUAACACUCCGGUGGAUACUGGACAAAAAUUCUCGAUAUUUGGUAGCAAAAAGAAAGACAAAAUUCGACCGCGUUUCAUACCGGACUUAUGCCAAAGAGGCGCCAUUUUGUGGCAAGUUCUGCUCGACGACAGCGGUCAGAGUCAGCAGAUCGAAUGUUUUUUGGGAAUUUCUUCCGACACGUUCGUGCUAGUCGAGGAACAAACGAGACAGAUCGUGUUCGUGACUCCUUGCAAAUCGAUUUUGGGAUGGUCUCCCCAAACCAACUCGCUGAGGAUCUACCAUCAUCAGGGAGAAUGUAUGACGAUUCACAUGAGGGACAGUCAUACCGACGAGCUGCUCGAAAUUAUGAGCCGUUUGAACGCCGUUACAAACGGACAUAUUGCCAAAGAAUUCUCGAUUAGUCGCAACAUUAUGGGUCAAUUGGGGUUCCACGUGCAACCCGACGGAAUUGUAACUUUGGUGGAAAGUGCGGGACAAGCGUGGCAAGCGGGCCUGAGGCAAAAUUCGAGAUUGGUUGAAAUUUGCAAAGUUGCGGUUGCUACUUUGACCUACGAUCAGAUGGUCGAUCUGUUAAAAACCUCUCUGACUGUAACUUUAACUGUGAUACCACCAUUAGUGGACGGUUCGCCGCGGAAAGGGUGCACACUGCAAAAUUGUAAAUAUAACGAAGCCCAUUACGAAGGAGAUUAUGAGAGCGUGGGGACGGACGGACACAAAUCUAAAAAGGCGCCACAAAUGCAACAAGCCGUUUCGGGUCAUCACAGGAAGGUUUACGAACGAAGCUUUUCACCCCCGAGAAGUAGCAAUUCUUCCGGUUAUGGUACCGGCAGUAGCAGCAAAUCGUUUCACGGGCAGGAGAAUCGCUAUUUAGCGAACAACGUCGAGGGCACCGUCACUAGUUCGUCGAACGACGACAAGUGGUGCGAGUUUUUCCAAGACUUCGACGUACCUCCCAUUCCGUCCAAACCUACCUCGUACGGUGUGAGAAACCAUCACCCGAACAACACGUUUCCGUGUUCGCCCAAACGGAACAACACACUCCCAAUGAAUCAACCUCCCCCCACUGCCCAUCACCAUUACACCGUUCAACACAACAAGAUCCAAUUCAGUAAUAGUCUUCCACUGCAGCACGUUAAUUUCCAACAACCGCUGACUGCGGCGUUGCAUACCAAUACCAGCGAGAUGGACUUGUCUUACAAGUCGGAGAAAAAUAACUUGUUGAAGCACCACAACGACAAGCAACGACAGGAAAGUGAUUAUAUCCAAGCGACGAGGGCCCCGAAAGUGCCCGAAUUUAUCAACGACAAUCUAUCCAACGAUAGUUCGAUCAGCGAUCGAAUGAACCUGAUCGGAAGCGAGGAUGAGUUGUCUACGGGUAGUGGGAACCACUCGCCGAGAACUCGAAGGAAACAUUUGAGCAAUACGCAUUACUCGACUCGGAACCAGAGCCCGAGAUCGAUGAACGGCGAGGCAAAACUCCGACCCGGCGUCACGUCAAGGUCUUCCAACAGGAACAGCGCCAAUCUAUCGACCAAUAACUUCCAGGAGGAACUGCUGAGACUCAUCAAUCCGGAUAGUAUCGAAUCGUGUUCCGAUACCAAAGAGGCUAACGUCCAAUCGCAUACGUUGUCCGUCCACAAAGGUCAGCCAGAGGUCAUUUUGACGAUGGCGAGACCCGCCACGGUGAUUUCAAAUGCCAGCACCACCUCAAGCCCGCUGCCGAAUGAAUUUAAAGUGUCGAGAGACGACGGCCCGCCGUCUCCCAGUAAGAAUACGGUCGGUUUGGCGUUUCCGGAAAAUUUUCCGUUACCCGAGGAAUCGGACUGGCCCAGCCUGGUGGACACCGCGACGAGGGUCAUGAUGCAAGUCGGAUCGAUGCAGGAACCCGAUAGUAACAGAGCUCGAUGGGACGAUGAAAUAUUGUCCGCCGAUCACACGAACGCGUACGGAGUUUCAUCAGCUGGUAGUCCGGAUACCCAGAAGCACGUGGCGGAACUAAACAGAAAAAUAAUGACCCUAGAGAAAGAGAACAAACGACUGAGAGACGAAAAUAAGAGGUUCCAAGAGCAAGCUCAAACGGCGGUCCAGCAACUUAGAAAAUUUACAGAGUGGUUUUUUAAAAACGUCAAGAGGCAGUGAGAGAUAGCUUUCUUUUUAGCUUCUUCGUCAAUUUUAAUUAUACAUUUCUCUAAUGAACACCACAUAGUUGGUUCUUCCGAAAAAUAUCUUAGUAUAUCAACCAAAAAAUUUAUUUAAAUAAGUUACAUAUUAGAAAGCUUUAAAAUUAUUAUUAUGCAUUUAGUUUGUUUUAUUCAUCGAUAUCACGUUUUGCAACUUCUGAAGUAAUUUAAUCGGAUACUAUAGUACAAACCGUCUAUUUAUUUUACUCAUUAUGGAAAUAUUUAAAUUAUUAGUAUUAUUAAAUAUGUUUAACAGUUACCAAACCUUUUCUAAAUUUAAAUUAUUGACUAAUUGUUAGCUCUAGCGGCGGCUCUUUUUUCGAAAAUUGUUUUUAUUUGCCCCCACCCCCCUUAUCUUUUGCAAGGUCAAAAUUAGUAUUUUCAUAUCUUUAAGAAAAAAAAUAUUGUUUUGUUAGUAUUAUAACCUUUAGUUUUGUGGUCUUGGAUGGGUACAAUGGCCUGUGCCCUUAAAGCCCUUUUUGGGAUUAUUAUUGUUAUUUUUUGAAAAAUAUUUUGUUGGCUGCCUAUGGGAAGCACACAUGGGAGCAUUGUACUCUGACAAAGCGUUAUGUUGGUUAGUUAAAAAAGUUAAACUUAAUUAAUACUAGUUAAUACUAGUUUAUUCUCUUUUCAAUACCAAAUCAUUUUAUGUAAUAAGCGCAUAAUUAAUCUUAAGUAUUUUCCAUUCCCCUCUUACACUAGGAUAGAAAAUAAUUAUUUACUAUCAUUGUUAUAUCUUUAUAUUAUAAUAUCAUCUGUGACCUGUCUAGAUGCCUUACAAAUGGAUCUAUUUUAUUAAAGUAUUAUCAAUUUAUGUAAUUUUUUAUAAAAUCGUAUUUGUUGUAAAUAAAAUCGUAACUGACAACAGAGAA